Messenger RNA from Micropterus salmoides (largemouth bass), 1890 nucleotides. RefSeq lists its product as uncharacterized. NCBI's taxonomy places the organism in Eukaryota, Metazoa, Chordata, Actinopteri, Centrarchiformes, Centrarchidae. The record is from RefSeq and is a predicted model, not a curated record.
AGCUCAAUGUGUAUUUACUGACACAUAAAAUAAUAUUUUAUAGGUUUUUUUGUAUCUUGGAAAUGGCUAUGCUUAUGGUAACAUAAUAUAAAGUAAAAUAAAUACAUAGGCUACAGUUGACAAAUUAAUUUGAAUUGAAUCAAAUGUAAGUUUUAGGAGAAAGGCAUUUUUCCCAGCUAGUGGGGUAAGAUUCCCUGAAUAGAGACACGGGCCUUUACAGGCUGACUGGAUGAAAUUUAGAUUCCAGAGGUGAGACGUGAUGUAAAAACAGAUGUGUUCCAAAUGGAACUGGAGGAUUCCAUGGUUGCUGUUUUGUCUCCAGGUGCAUCAUUUAUAUCAGAUCACAAUUUAAACAUAAACGAAACUUCUGACGGUCAAGAAAAGUGUUUCUCACGUUCCACUCGCUGAUUUCUUGCAAAUUCCCGCUUGUACUAAAUACUUCUUCCAUCCUGACAAGGACUAAAGACUCACAGAGACUGACGAAAGCCACACAACAAACCUCCAUCAUGGAAAAUAGUUAUGUGCCCACCCAAGACCAUGACUACCAGCGAAGGAGAGUCUCAGCACGCCGGGCAGAGAGCGCACAGAAGCCUGGCGCCUACAGCAAGUGUCCAUGCUGCAGAGACGACCAGAUGCCGAAUUUACACCUAAAGCGCCAGCACUCUGCUACUACUGCCGACCUUCCCCAGAAGAGGAAGCGGACUGCUGUGGCCCGUCGUUUCAAACCUUCCGCUGAACAUCCAGGGUUGCUGAAUUUGGUCCCCACUCCUCAGCCCUCCACCCCGUCUUCUGACAUUACAGGGUUGCUGAAUUUGGUCCCCACUCCUCAGCCCUCCACCCCGUCUUCUGACAUUACAGGGUUGCUGAAUUUAGUCCCAACACCUCAGUCCACUAUCCCACCCGCUGACCUUCCAGUCGUCUCAAAUGUGGCCCCCAGCCUCGAGCCCUCCGCUGCUCCACCGCAACACGACGGCAGCCCUCUGAGAAUCCACAACCGUUCGGUGGAAGAGUACCAGCGAAUCUACCAUGAAGUGGUAGAUGAUAUGCUGAGGUUCAAAAAUGGCCGGACUCGUCCGUACAGUUUAGAGCUCGGGCGUCGUAUUAAGCAGAAGCUGUGGGAGAGACUGGAUCGCCCCAUGAUCACGGAAUCAGUCAAUGAAGAUGGACUUGUUCAUGUCGAAGUAUCGUACGGAGCUGGUGUCUAUCCUACCCUUUAUGAUGUUGAUAUAUCGGGAGAACCAGAGCCAGCAAAGAAGAGAGCUAAGACAAACAACUAGAACAAAAGCAUCAGAAAUGAUGCAACCUGUAAAUAAUACUGUAGUUUUAAGUCAUUUUAAUAAGUUCCACAGUUCUAAGUAUCUUCAGUAAAUCAGUUCAGUAAGUAUAAUCAGUAAAUCCAGCCGCAACCUAAAUCACCUGCCAGGACACAAACUGCCUCUGCAAACCAGCUGAAGUGCCACGUUCCAUCCUCCACCUUCAGCCUCCUCCAGACGCUUCCUCUAACAUCCACCUGAAGCCUCUUUCAGCCAGAUGGAGAGCCUCUCUCACCACCUAGUCUCUUUCACUCAGCUCCAACCUCUGCCUCCAACAUUUCAGUCUCCACCAGUCUCUGGUGGACCAUCAAUCUCCAUCAGUCUCUGCCUGCAGCUUUUAACGUCUAACUGCUGCACCCGCCUCCAUCUGCAGAUUCUGGAAGACAGCUACAUACUGUACAUAUCUCCACCUAUAACUUAUGAAGUGCCGUGCUCCAUCCUCCGACACCAGCAGACCAAAACAUGCUCCACCUAAGUCCUCUGACUUUGGCACCUAUGACAAGUAAAGAACAUAUUUACAGUUUUAACAGUUGUUUCUGCCAGAGCCCUGCAGGUGCUGCCUCCACCUGCAGAUUCU